This is a messenger RNA of Marchantia polymorpha subsp. ruderalis, 1318 nucleotides long. The record is from the annotation of a GenBank genome assembly. NCBI's taxonomy places the organism in Eukaryota, Viridiplantae, Streptophyta, Marchantiopsida, Marchantiales, Marchantiaceae.
AGAUUGAAUGCACUUUUCCAGAAAUAUAUUGAAGGUGAAAGGAAUUCGAGGCCCAGAACCAAUAGACCACUCACCUUUCGAAACAGUUGGAUGAAAGUGGGUGGAUAAAACAAAAGGGCCACAAAAGGCAGACUGAGUGGCUUCUGUCAAGAGUAAAGCCACAAAGAGACUCGGGGUCAAGUAGGGUCAAUUUACGUUCGUCACGGUCAACCAUUUUUAGAGAGAGUCAUGUGAGAGUACGUGGAAAACCCCUGAUAUUGUCUUUUCGGGCCAUCCUUCGUUCACCGCAUGCCGAGGUGAUGGCAAUUUGUGGACGCUCAUUCGUGCAGAGAAGAAAGAGGGAGGAAGAGUCAAUAAGCGAGGACUGGGAGGAGAAUGGGACACCGAACUGUCACCGAGGAGACAAGACGAAACGAAACGAAACGGGAAGAACAAUCGACGACUCACGGGAAUGAAAUGGGGCGCAUUUGUAUUUAAGAGCGGCCAGUCAAAAUGCUGAAUUGGACUCGAGGGUCGAGAGGCACGACCACCUCUCGAUUCACCCCUCCCCUUCCAAUUUCAAGGCUCAGCUUCUUUGGGUCCGAGAAACGUCGUCUACUUGUCUGCGCGUCGCUGCGAAGCCCUGCUCCGCUCGAGAGAGCGCCGUUGGACGUUGCGAUGCGUCGUAAGGAUGUGCGCAAUGUUUCCCAAAAGGACAGACAGUCGUAUUGGACGAGCACUCUGAUUUCGCAGUCAUACGGGACGGGGCACGGGUACACCGCACAAAGUACCUCUGUCCUCAUGAUGUUGCUGCCUUUUCCUGCAAACCCUAAAGUUGUGAGCCCAAGAGAAAGUGGAGCAUAAAAGUUGAAUAUUCCACCGAUCUCCAUGACGAGUGGUCGAGCUUGCAUGGCCAGUCGACAAACUGUCAUUUGUCCAGGGAAUGUACCAAAUGCUCUAUAAUCAUAAUCUACUUUUCCGCAUACGUAUUCUGUUCCCCAGAUGCUCCUCGGUUCCCUUCUCAUUUCCCAUUUCCCUUCUAGACUCACCAGACUGCUGAUGACACAGGGGCUCGCCCCAUAUUACUCUUCAUGGGGUCUUCCCAUCUUUUUGGUUUUUUAACUUAUCAACUUCGUCCUUUCUACUGCAAUAAUAGAGCUUUAGUAAACUCUAAGGGGGAGAUAUGAAGACAUUGAUGGAUUUUGGUUCAUAACACCCUAAGAAAAAUGUUCAAUAGAUCAUGGCUAGACUCUUAGGCGAUCCAGAGGGCAAUGUAUAACGUAUGGUUGUGAUUCCGAUGCAAACCCAAAUACUGGAGAAGGGACGAUUAGCAAGUUAC